AUGGGAGCAAUCAACAUCGUCAUCUAUCUGCUACAGCAGGGUGCAAAUCCUGAUGUGGCAACAGUCCGCGGCGAAACACCCUUACAUUUGGCAGCACGUGCUAAUCAAACUGACGUCGUCCGAGUUCUCAUCAGAAAUGGCGCAAAGGUUGAUGCUCAAGCGCGUGAGCUUCAAACACCUUUGCACAUCGCUAGUCGCCUUGGUAAUACGGAUAUCGUCGUUCUGCUGCUACAGGCUGGCGCCAAUUCUAAUGCGGCCACUAGAGACCAAUACACACCACUGCAUAUUGCCGCUAAGGAAGGACAGGAAGAGGUAGCAGCGAUUCUUCUCGACCACAAUGCCGAAAAGGGUGUUUUGACUAAG
This is a messenger RNA of Strongylus vulgaris, 363 nucleotides long. The record is from the annotation of a GenBank genome assembly. Lineage: Eukaryota; Metazoa; Nematoda; Chromadorea; Rhabditida; Strongylidae.